This is a messenger RNA of Rhodotorula toruloides NP11, 1059 nucleotides long. RefSeq names its product NUDIX hydrolase domain containing protein. The record is from RefSeq and is a predicted model, not a curated record. The coding region runs from base 1 to 1059 and encodes 352 amino acids. The transcript has 3 exons. Lineage: Eukaryota; Fungi; Basidiomycota; Microbotryomycetes; Sporidiobolales; Sporidiobolaceae. Gene Ontology annotation, molecular function: acetyl-CoA hydrolase activity; coenzyme A diphosphatase activity. Gene Ontology annotation, biological process: coenzyme A catabolic process.
AUGACGGCACUCGCACCCCUCCCAACGCCCGCAACCAGCGCACAGCCAGCGCCGACGAACGACGUGAACCUCUCCUCGCUCGAAGAGGCCCUGCGCACGACGCUAGCAGACGCGACAGACCGCACGAAAGACGAGCUGCGUCGACUCACUUCGUACCGCGCUCCGGCUGCUACCAUCGAGUACCCCAAACCCAAACUCGCCGCCGUCCUCCUCCUCCUCCACCUGAACCCGCGAGGCGAACUCAGCGUGACCCUCACGACGCGCUCGAAGAAGCUGAGGAGUCAUCCGGGCGAGACGGCGUUGCCUGGCGGGAGAUGGGAGGAGGGAGACGGAGAGGGGGGAGUGUGGACUGCGCUGAGGGAAGCAAACGAAGAGAUUGGUCUCCCCCUCCCUCCUCGCUCUUCCGUCCCUUCCUUCCCCUCAACCUGCCCAUCCUCCUCCUCGUCGUCGACAGAAGGGACGCCCCCACACCUCCUCUACCUCACCACCCUCCCAGCCUUCACAUCCCGCACACUUCUCGUCGUCCUCCCCGUCGUGUACCUCUUGCUCGAACCGCCCUCGAGCGCGGACAAGUGGUUGGAUGAGACGCUAAGGGUGAACGAGGACGAAGUAGAUGCGGUGUUCCAUCUUCCGCUCAGGAGCUUCCUCAUGCGCGACCCUCCUUCCUCCGACAAGUCCAAUCCGCACCAAACUCGCUCCCGCCCUCCGCCCGGCACCGAGUUCCUCCAACAUUCCUCUCAAGACUUCACCUGGCUCCUCUCCCUUCCCUACCGCCUCCACUCUUUCUCCCACCCCCAUCCACUCGUCACACCGAGCGCAGUAACGGGGUUGACGGCGGAUAUCGUGCUCGAAACCGCGAUUAGCGCUGCGCCUCCGGGACCAGGGGAGGAAGAAGUUGGGUUUGAGAGAAGCGCGGAGGGACAGAUGACGUGGAGUGAGAUUGUGAGGGAGGCGGUGAGGAUUCAUGAGGAGGAGGAGGGAGGAGCGGGAAAGGGGGAGAGGGUGUUGGGAGGAAGAGUUGGGAGGAGGGAGGGGGAUGAGAGGACUAGUGCGACUUAG